Dendrobium catenatum is the source of this 5972-nucleotide messenger RNA. RefSeq lists its product as uncharacterized. Bases 104 to 5695 code for a protein of 1863 amino acids. NCBI's taxonomy places the organism in Eukaryota, Viridiplantae, Streptophyta, Magnoliopsida, Asparagales, Orchidaceae. Gene Ontology annotation, molecular function: protein binding. The record is from RefSeq and is a predicted model, not a curated record. The transcript has 10 exons.
CUUUAUCCUGCCAUAUUUUCCUCUUUACUCUUUCCGUCGAACUGUUAAUCUGGUUUAGGGUUUUCUUGCGUUUACCAGCUCUGCAACUUCUUCUCCUCCGACGAUGUCCGGCCUUAGCAAUGUUGAUCACCGCCACCGCCUCUCCGUUGACACUCCUCCGCCGCCGAUCCCCAAAGAUAUGCAAGGUUCUGAUAGUUCUGUUCCGCUUUCUCCUCAAUGGCUUCUGCCGAAGCUGGGAGAUAAUAAGCUUGGGCCAGCAGCUAGGGAGCCUCAUCCUCAAGUAAGCAAGCACAGUGAUCCUGCGAAAAGUCCGGGAAAUGUUGAAGACCUUAGUGUUACAGAAAAGAGAAAGGAUGUUUACAGGCCAUCCUUUUAUGACACAGAAAAAGGACGUCGUGACCACUGGGGUGAUGAAGAAAGGGAAGCAAAUUAUGUUAAUCGUCGAGAUCUUCGGAGGGAGGGAGAAGAGCUUGGUGAUUCCCGCAAAUUAGAACGGUGGCCAAACACUGCUUCUAGAUACUCUGGGGAAGCACGUCGUUUUCCAUCCGAGAGGCGGACUGAUUCUGGGAGUAGGGAAAGUGCUUAUGAGCCACGACGAGAGAGUAAAUGGAAUACAUGCUGGGGUCCUGAUGACAAGGACUCAGAAAAUUGGCGCGAGAAGUGGUCUGGGAAGGAUGGUGAGACAUCUAAUGAUAAAGGUACUCAUCAUCCAACCAUCCAUGCGAAGGACAUAAACAGCCAAGGCAAAGAUACUGAUAAGGAGGGAGAGCACUACCGUUUAUGGAGAUCUUCCCUUGCUGUAAAUCGUGUUAAGGGUGAAAAUAGUCCCUAUCUUACAUCAACUACUAAUAAACCAGCCCCAAUGUUUGGCUAUGGUAGAGGGAAGGGGGACACUGGUGCUUCUGCUUUUUCUGUUGAUCGUGGCAGGGUUGGGUUGAAUGCUAAUUAUGUGAGUGGUGUAUCUGGACGUCACUUUCCUUCAGGUACUGCCUCAGAUAGGUCCAAUGAUAAUCAUAGAGAUGCUCAUAUUCUAAGAUAUAGCCGGAUGAAGUUGCUUGACAUUUGCCGGACGACUGAUCUUAAAGGCUAUAGGAUGUCAUUUGAGUGGUUUCAAGAAUUUCCCUCUUUGAUGCUGGCAGACCCUCUAAUGCCGCUGUCACUAAUUGCUCCCUCUGCUGAAGAAUUGUUCAUUUUGGAGGCAAUAGACAAGGGGGACAUUUUGAGUAGUGGUGUUCCUCUGGCUUCAAAAGAUGGCUCCAGUGGGAAGAAUUCUGUAGAUUCAGGAUUACUAAUACCGACUAAAUCAGGGAUUGGAGAAGAUGUAGCGCGUGAUGUGAGUGAUAAAAAAGAUGAGAGAACUGGCUAUAGGAACAAAUAUCAGUCUUUUUAUGUUGAGGGUGCUUCAUAUGACAAAUGCUCUCUGGGUUUUGAUUCAGAGGUGCCCUUGGGUGAAAGCCUUUGUCAAUCUCAAGAGGUCUUAAAUACUGAAGGAUAUUCUGUUGCAGCUUCUAAAUUCGAAGUCCCAGAUAACAAGGUAUAUGAUUUAAGCAAGGGAGAAGCAAGCAAGGUGGAAAACACAAUUCCGUGCGGAUCUCAAUCAGUUCGAGUGGGGUCUCUUUGGUCAUCUAAUGAUCUGCUAGCUUUGACUAAAGAUAGAUCAGGAUCACCUGGUAUGGGCUGGUUGAAUACACGGAAAGAUAUGGUGAUUGAGCAGAGGAAUAGACCUGCUGAUUCCUCUUCUUAUCUUAGAGGUGAUCCACAGUGGCAGGAUACUGUAAAUCUUCAGUCAGAUGUGAGGACCGAGUCUCGGAUUAGAAGGCAACCAUCUGAGACAAGCGAGCAAGAAGGGGAAGGUUUGGUGCGUGUUCAUGGUCAGAAUGAUCCCUUCAAUUUUAGGGAUAAGUUAAGUGAGAUAAAACCCCAACAAUAUCUGUCACCUGAGCACCUUAGUUUAUUUUAUAAAGAUCCACAGGGUCAAAUUCAAGGGCCUUUUUCUGGCACUAAUCUAAUUGAAUGGUUUGACGCUGGAUAUUUUGGUAUUGACUUACUAGUACGCCUUGCCAGUGCACCAGCAGAUACUCCAUUCUCAUUGCUUGGUGAUGUUAUACCACAGUUGCGAACAAGAGUAAGGCCUCCACCUGGAUUUGGCUCUGCAAGGCAGAAUGACAUUGUGGAAGUGCCAAAUAGGGGAAAUUUUGGUGGUACUGGUGGCAUUCAUGCAGGUAUAUCUGAUUUGGGGCUAAUGAGAAAUGGCCAAGUACUCAGGACCGAUUUGAAAGUUAAAGCAGAAAAUCAAUUUCUGGAAUCUCUGAUGUCUGGUAGAAUCAGCAAUCCACUUUCAGAUAAUUACUCGUUAUCUGAAGGUAUGCAAGGAUAUAAUGGGCUUUCUGGUGGUAGGCCCUCGUUAGGAAUAGAAAAUGCAAACGAUAUGAAGUACUUGCUCCAGAAAAUGCCAUUGGAGCAACAGAGUCCCUUAUUAUCUCCAUAUCGAUUGGUUGGAGAAUCCCCAGCUAUCUUACCAAAGCCCGAUGCUAUUGGAGAGUUUCAAAUCCCUCCAAAAAUUCCACCUAAAAUUGGAGAAGUUCCUCACCAUAUCCCUCAGUCUCUCCAACACAUGGACCUAUUGUCUAUUUUACAAUCUGCAGCUGACAGAACUCCUCCACCUCCGAUUAAUUCUGCUUUACCUUUAUGGCCAAACUUUCCUGAGGUUCAAUCUCUGAAAAGCACUCAUGGAAGCUUGGAUAUGAUGAAAGACGCGUUGGAGUUACAUUCUAACCAGCAGAACUCCCAAACUGGAUUUGGAACUUUACCAAAGAGGUUGCAACCUCAAUUUCAGCCUCCUUUAGCAAGUCAAACACCAGUUGGAAGCCAUUCUUCUGGAGUAAUACCACCAGAAAAGUUGUUUACUUCUGAAUUUAGUCAAGAUGCACAGAUGGUUAAUUUAUUACGACAGCAGUAUAUGCUGUCCCAGCAGUUGCAUUCUCAGGUUCCUCUUCCCUCCCAUGUUAAUCAAAUGGAACUAUUGUUACUCAUGCAGAGGCAACAAGAGGAGCAACAGCAGAAUCAGCUGCUUAUGCAGCAGCAACAGCAUUUUCUUUCUCAACCCCUACCUGGAUUGCACUCAUAUAAGCAUAAUAAUGAUAGUCCUAUUAGUGCUGAAGUUGUUAAUGAAAAUGCUUCUUUGCAAAGUACUAUUCAUCAAAUGCAUGAUGUGAUAGCUCAAAGUAAUCGGCAGAUGCAGAUGGUUGAUUCUAAUGAUAGUUGUGCAUCAGGUCUUUCCAAUCUAAAUCUGCACGGUGCUCAGGAGGCGAAUAUUACUGAUGGUAUCGAGCAUUCACAGCAGAAUUUGCCAAUUCAAUUAAUUAAGCUUGCACCCCAUUCAAAUGCAAUGGAUGCUCCUCCUUUGUUGGAUGUGGUACCCGCUCAAACUUCUAAUAUUGAUCAAACUGCUUCAAUGCCCAUUGUCAAAUCUGCUGGGGAGGGUCAUGCAAAGGAAGCUUUUGUUCCUCAGUUGAAUUCCAUUGGCGUGGGCACAUCUGAUUUAUCACAAGAAUUGCCUUUGACUAUUGCUUCUGAUGCUGUAAACAAUUAUGUCUUAUCUGACGAAGGUGAAGGAAUUCUGGACUCAAAGCUAUCUGUUUCAGAGAUGAUUGAUGAUGUGAAAAUUUCUGAUGGCACCAUUUCUGAGCAAGUUCGUGGGGAAGCACCUGAACUGAAAGGAGUGAGAGAUGCAGAACAAUCUGAGAUUAAAAAAGUCUCAGAGAAGAAGCCAAGGAAGCACAAGACCUCCCAGUUAAGGGCAGCUGCAGAGGGCGGGAAGGGGUCAGUGAAAGCACCUGGUCAGAAGUCUAUAGCUAAUUAUGAUUUUGGGGGAGUAGAAAAAGGAGCCAUCGAAGCAGCAGAACCUCGUUAUAGAACAACAGUUGAAACAGGAGGUGAAAAUUGUGCUCCAUUUCUGUUGGAGUCAGUGGAUUCUCAUGGUAGUCUGUUGUCAUCAUGUGCCUUGGAUAAGAAAACUAAAGUUGAGGAAAAAAAAGUAAACGAAGGUGAAUUUGUGAUGCCACUUUCACAUAAUCAGGCAUGGAAGCCUGCUCCUGGACAGAAAAAGACGAAGCCACUUCCGGAGAUUCAAGUGGAGGAACAGCGCAGGGCUCAAACACAAUCAUUGGUUGCUAAUACUGUCCCUGAGAUUAUACCAGCAGAUGUUUCUGCCGCUCCCUUGACUGCUGGUUCGAUCAACUCAGGUCAGAAAUAUGCUGUAGAUACUGUCCAAUGUGAUGGUCUCGUGCAAUCUAUCUCUGAGAAUACUGAGAAUCGCCAGAAUCCUUGGAACUUGAGAAAUAUAAGCCAAUUACCUGAUGUUUUGGAUAAAGAGAUUUUACCUGAAUUAUUAGGUGGCAAAGAUAAAACAUAUAGUGAGGAAAAAGGAACAUCUUCACAUACCCUACCACAAAUUGGUGCUGAAAUAGAAGCAGGCUUAGAUAAUGGUGAUUUUAUUGAGGCAAAGGGCACUAGGAGAAGUCGGAAAAGGGCAGCAAAGAAUAAAAGCCUUGCAGCGAAGGCUUCUUUGCCAAGCAAUUCAGCAGCUGUCUCUGUUUCUGCAAGUUCUGCUGAACAGACCAAAGCCACUCGUCAAACACAGCAAGAUAACGAUUUACUGCCUAGCCCACCAGCUGCCCCAUCCUUUGGAGAUUUUGUCUUCUGGAAAGGGGAUCAAGAAAGUACCGUCCCAUCUCCUGCAUGGUCUACAGAUUCAGUAAAGAUACAGAAACCUGCAUUUUUAAGGGACAUUUUUAAGGAACAAGACGAGAAAAAAACAAAAUCAUCUCAACAGCAAACUCCAAUACCAACUCAGACCAAGAUCCAAAACAGUAAGGGGAGUGAAGGAAACAGUUCUUCCGUGCUGGUUCCUGGUUCUUCUCCAUCUAAGAAUUCGGUUUCUAUCAAUUCCAAGACUGCCGCUUCUACCCAAACGAGUUCCCUUGGUUUAGGACAGCACAAAACGGGAAUGGAAGAUGAUUUCUUCUGGGGGCCCCUUGACCGAAGCAAAGAGGGAAACAGGUCGGAUUUUCCAUCACUUGCCAACCCAAGCAGUCAGAAAGUGAAAGCAACUCCUGUUAAAGGUGCUUAUGGUGAAGGAUCAAGUAAGAAGGUAUCGAGCAGCAAACCUGUAGAGAAUUCUAUUACUUCCUCACCUUCUAUUAGCCGAUCUCUUUCUAAAGGGAAGAAAGAUACUGAAUCGAUAAAUUCAGAGGCCAUAGACUUCCGAAACUGGUGCGAAGAGGAGUGGUUCAGACUAACGGGCACAAAUGAUACAAGCUUCCUUCAGUUCUGCUUAAAGCAAUCAACUGCAGAGGCGGCAGUUCUUCUGAGAGAAAACCUUACGUCGCUUGACCAUGAUCAUGAGUUCAUCGAUAAGUUCAUAAACUACAAGGAAUUUCUUUCAUCCGAAAUCAUCGAAAUGGCCUUCCAAAGUCGAAAAAGCUCGAAGGCGACGGACGAGAAGCAAUCGCAGGCGAGCCAUAGCACCAGAAUCCCGAGGAAUUUAGAUGCUGAGAUAGAUGAUGGGGUAGAAGGAUCAAGCAAAGGGAAGAAGAAGGGCAAGAAGGGGAAGAAGGUGAGUCCAACCUUGCUGGGCUUCAAUGUCGUUAGCAACAGAAUUAUGAUGGGUGAAAUACAAACGAUUGAAGAUUAGGUGAUUUAGUGCAGAGGCAAAAGUACAUAAUCUUUUUGGUUCUCAAUCUGUAAAUUCCGUUGAUUUAAUUUAUUGCUUUCCUUUUUCUAGAUUUUUGUUCCUCUUGACCCAGUUUUGUAGCUUUUUUUUUCUUUUUUCUUAUGAGGGAAAUCUGGAGUUGUGGUGGCUCGUCUUAUGAAAAAAUUAGGGAUUUUUGUAAUGUGAAAGUAAUUGUGUAUAUUCGUUUUAUCACAUUUUUAAAUGAGAUGGAGAUCAGUCUCAAGUACUUUUGGUUUGA